UUAUCAAACUUUGGAGGAAACUAUUCAUCGGCACAAGAGAAUAUCGAUUUAAAUUCGAAAUCAAACGGACAACAAUUUCCAUACACUUUUAACAACAACGUUAUGAAUAAUCUAAUGUCUUCAAGUCAGUCAUCAAUUCAAAGUUCUACAAUGCAACAACCCUUACUUCAGUUCAAACCAAUAAAUAUCGUUGCUCAACAAAAUGCGAAUUAUAACAGCGAGGAGUCGUUUUUGCAACAAAAUAACUCAGCGACGAUUAAUAAUUCUCAACAGCAUCUUCAAUCAAUGCCACUUUUGAACGCGGAUUUGCUGAUAACCCCAAAUUCUAAACCCUCGGGACAAGGUAUUACCGGAAGCUAUAAUUUACGAUCCUUUUCAUUUCCGCCUUAUGGUGUAAUCAACAACUUUGCGAAUUUGAGAAAGACAUCGAAUAGCACAACCCAAUAUCGUCAACCAACGCCACCUUUGUUUCAUCAACGUAGUAAUGGAUCGCAUAAAUUCCAUAACUUGGGAAAUAAUUCUUUGUAUGUGAAUAGUAAUCCACCAACGCCUGUGGAUCUUCCUAUGGUUCCAACGGUGCAUCCAUCCACGUCUCAAUAUCAUUCACUUAUUGGAAACAAUAGAAAUUGUUCAAAUUCCAUUAUUGGUCCUAAUUAUAAUAAUAAUGCUGCUGGAACUAGUAGUAUUUUAGUUUGUCAACCAGCCAGUUAG
Molecule: messenger RNA, 711 nt
Organism: Ambispora leptoticha
Lineage: Eukaryota; Fungi; Glomeromycota; Glomeromycetes; Archaeosporales; Ambisporaceae
Source: the annotation of a GenBank genome assembly